CGUGUCCGGGCAGUGAGUGGUAGCUGUCACCGCUCACCACACGCACACACAGCCGCUGUAGGAGCGCAGUUCAUCGGAUAAGGACGCCGGUUUUUGCUCGUUUUAUUCCGCAUCAGUCCCAGUAACGAGCUCGCCAUGAGUUUCGUGGAGUACUCGGACUGCAUCCAGGACGGAGACGUCGCCAUCGUCUACCUGAACCACAACUCCGUGAUGCCCGUCAAGGUGCAGCAUGGCGCCCAAACGCAGACCCGCUACGGGGUGAUCCGCCACUCCUCGGACCUGAUCGGCCAGCGCUACGGCUCCAAGGUGACCUGCAGCAAGGGCGGCUGGGUCUACGUCCUCCACCCAACGCCGGAGCUGUGGACCGUCGCCCUGCCGCACCGAACCCAGAUCCUCUACACCACCGACAUCGCCACCAUCACCAUGAUGCUGGAGCUGAAGCCCGGCUCCGUCGUCUGCGAGUCCGGUACCGGCAGCGGCUCGCUGUCCCACGCCAUCCUGCGCACCAUCGCGCCCACCGGCCACCUGCACACAGUGGAGUUCCACCAGCAGCGGGCCGAGAAGGUCCAGGAGGAGUUCACGGAGCACCGGGUGGCCCACCUGGUCACCGUCCGGAACCAGGACGUCUGCAAGGAUGGCUUCGGGGUGAGCGGGGUGGCCGACGCCGUCUUUCUGGACAUCCCGAGUCCCUGGGAGGCAGUGGGCCACGCCAGGGCUGCCAUGAAGAGGCAAGCAGGCGGCCGGCUCUGCUCCUUCUCUCCCUGCAUCGAGCAGGUCCAGAGAACCUGCCAGGCUCUGGUGGAUCAGGGCUUCGAGGAGAUCAGCACCCUGGAGGUCCUGCUCAGGGUCCACGACGUCCGGACCGUCUCCCUGCCGCUGCCGGACUUCGGACCCGACUCUCGGACCGAGACGUCUCCGAACCACGCAGCCAUCAGCCUGAAGACCACGACGGCGCCCAGAGAGAUGCCGGGUCACACAGGAUACCUGACCUUCGCCACCAAACCCAGAACCUAAAGCCGAGCGGUUUUCCCUCUGACAGGGUUCAUAAUCCACCGUUAUGAGACUGAUAAUCCAGCGGUGGUACCAGCUUCCUCCAGGACCCGGCUGGCACUGCAGCGCCAAGAGGAUUUACACUUCCCUGUUACAUAACUCAGUUUUAUGUCGCUCGGUUUCGCUGCUUGCAUCAAGCACUGAGAAGAUUAGAACUUUUGGAUCCUAACUUGAUUAUUUGCCUCCUUUUUUUUUUUUAUAUAUAUAUGAAAGUCAUUUUUAAUCUUCGCUUUCAUUUGUUGGGGGGAAGAAAUAGAGGAGGGUUUUUUUUAACUUUUUUUUUUUCCUAUUUUGCACAUUUGUAUUCAAGUAAAAAAAAACAAUAAAUGUGUGAAAAGAUUCUUGUUUUUGUGUUGAACUGCUGCAUCUCCAGACAGAAGGAGGCUUUAAAGACCUUUACAAGUCUGACCUUUUGAAAAAAACUAAAACCUGAUAAAUCUGCCCAAACUCAGAGUCUGCCAGAGCACAACAGUGGAAACGACACUUUUAUCCCUAAAUAAGUUAAAUUAUGGAGGCAUUCGUUAACUUGAGCUGUUGGAAUUUGAAGGUUUUCUUCUUGAGGUUCUUUCAAAUCGUAGUUUGACCACAAAAAAAAGUAACUGAGCCUCGACUGACUGAUGUUGUUUCUCUGCUCUUUAAGCAAACGCAGACGAGAUGUGCCGGGGAUUAAAUCAUACCAGCGGCUAAAAUAAGCAGAUCCGUUUGUACGUGACAGCCGAGUCCA
Molecule: messenger RNA, 1774 nt
Organism: Stegastes partitus (bicolor damselfish)
Lineage: Eukaryota; Metazoa; Chordata; Actinopteri; Pomacentridae
Gene: trmt61a
Product: tRNA methyltransferase 61A
Exons: 4
Coding region: 136-1014 (292 amino acids)
Biological process (GO): tRNA methylation
Cellular component (GO): nucleus; tRNA (m1A) methyltransferase complex
Molecular function (GO): tRNA (adenine(58)-N1)-methyltransferase activity
Source: RefSeq, a predicted model, not a curated record